AUGAGACUCGAUAUCGCAGUCCUGGGGGCGCUGGCCUGCCACAGAGCAUCGGCCGCGGACAGCUGGGCUGCCGGCUUGCAUGCGCGCAAGGAUAUCAGCGAUGCUUGUCCGGACUAUGUCGCAUACUCGCAGGCCAAACAUCCGCCAUAUAGCGAAGGGCCACUUAAGCUCUCAUACCAGCGUCCCAUUCCAGAAUGCCGUACCUUUUCCUCUCCCCUGGUCGAGAAGAUAAUAAAGGACGUCACCUCGCGCAUGGUCGACAAAGACCUGGCCCGGAUAUUCGAGAAUGCCUUCCCAAACACACUCGAUACGACGGUUCGAUGGCAUGUCGACGGCACGCAGAAGAAGAAACGGAGCUCGAAGAACAAACGCGCAGGCGGCGUAUGGGACGGUCCUCAGUCGUUUAUCGUCACCGGUGAUAUAAAUGCAGAAUGGCUUCGAGAUUCAACGAACCAGCUGGCGCAAUACCAGAAGCUAGCGAACGGAGACCCGAAGAUUAAGAACUUGAUACUGGGAGCUAUUAAUACGCAGGCCGAAUUUGUGAUCCAGUCGCCAUAUUGCAAUGCCUUCCAACCGCCUCCCCCGAGCAACCUGCCGCCAACGACAAACGGUCAGAUGGACCAGGUGCACCCGGCCUAUGAGCCGAGCGUGGUGUUCGAGUGCAAGUAUGAGCUCGAUUCCAUCGCCAACUUCCUUUCCCUUGGGAACCAAUUCUACACGGAGACCAAAUCAGACGCAUUCCUUACACCGAGGUGGUAUGAAGCUCUAAAUACCGUUCUACGGGUUUUGGACGAACAGAGCCAGUCCACAUUCGAUGACGACGGGCAGUACAUUCGCAACCAAUAUACAUUCCAACGCCAAACCAAUGCUGGCACGGAGACCCUCAGCUUAUCGGGCAUUGGUAACCCAUUGGGCAACGGCACUGGACUUGUUCGCAGCGCCUUUCGACCGAGCGACGAUACCUCCAUUCUCGGUUUGUUCAUCCCUGCCAAUGCAAUGAUGUCCGUUGAACUCAAGCGGACGGCAGAUACCCUUACCAAGGCCAAGGGAAACAAGGACUUGAUCCAAAAGCUCAACCAAUACUCCGAAAGGAUUAGGGAAGGCAUCUACAACCAUGCGAUCGUAACACACAAGAAGUUCGGCCGCGUCUUCGCCUUUGAAGUAGACGGCUAUGGAUCGACCAUUCUCAUGGAUGAUGCCAACCUACCAUCGCUGUUGGCCCUACCACUCCUUGGGUUCGUCGACCAGAACGACGAGGUUUACAAAAAUACCAGAAAAAUGAUUCUAUCCAAGGCCGGAAACCCUUAUUAUCUAACUGGGUCGGCGUUUCACGGAAUUGGUGGACCACACAUUGGCCUACAAAAUGCUUGGCCGAUGUCUGUCCUUGUGCGCGCGCGCACCGCCAACUCCGACGCAGAGGUCAUGGAAUCAAUCAACAUGGUGCGCGACUCGUGUCUCCUUGGUCUAGUCCAUGAGAGCGUGGACGUGAACCGUAUCGUGAGAUAUACACGCAGCUGGUUUGCGUGGGCGAACAGUGUCUUCGCACAAACCAUUCUUGAUCUGGCUGAGAAUAAGCCGCACCUUAUCUUUGGCAAAGGCGCAAAGCCGUAUAAAAUUGCCUCUGAUGCCCAUAUUUAA
Molecule: messenger RNA, 1638 nt
Organism: Arthroderma uncinatum
Lineage: Eukaryota; Fungi; Ascomycota; Eurotiomycetes; Onygenales; Arthrodermataceae
Product: DUF1237 domain-containing protein
Exons: 3
Coding region: 1-1638 (545 amino acids)
Biological process (GO): carbohydrate metabolic process
Source: RefSeq, a predicted model, not a curated record